AUUUGCUCGAUUUCGAAGUCUACAAAAUGCAGGGAACGGCAACGAUAUUGUUAGUUGCGUUGGCGCUACUAUUUGGCCCAGAUACGACAGCCGGAAAAUCAGAUCCGGGCAUAGUGGAAGUCCCGGUGACAACGGACUUUCCCAGCAUUCGGGAACAGCGUCCCCUUUUGGCCAAUACGAAAAUCUACGCUCAAAUCAAGGGCUGCAAGUCCCAUGUGGAGACCAAUCUAACUGUAACCUUCCGGCUGACGGAGCACCCCUGCAUCUACGAUGAUCGCCGUCUUCAGGCAAUCUCCAAAGAUAGUGCGCUGCAGCAUAACAGCAGCAUCAAUAAUGUCAUUACCGAGGUCACCAAGACAUAUCCCUGCAAUGGACUCAUUGUCCUGGCCAUGGAUAAAGAUAAACCGGCUGAAGGAGGAGUGCCUACCGGAACGCCGGAACCCAAACAUCCCAUGCUGGAGAACAAACACCCACUUUCGCCCACAACAAACCCGAUUGCGAGCGUUAAGGAGGAUGGCAUCUACGAGAUUGAGGUGAUCAUCGCAGUGGGGCCAGUCGCCCAGUUCACUGCCGUGGUUCACCUCCAAUUCCUGGGACCACACGGCUAUAUCUCGGCCAUAGAUUGGCCAUUUCUGCCGUUCUAUUUAAUCAUGUGUAUUGUUUAUGUGAUAUUUGGCAUCAUUUGGCUGUUUGUUUCCUUCGCCCAAUGGCGGGAUCUGCUGAGAAUUCAGUUCUGGAUUGGUGGCGUCAUUCUGUUGGGCAUGCUUGAAAAGGCCUUCUUCUAUGCCGAGUAUCAAACGCUGACAAACAAAGGAGUUGCCGUGCAGCAUGCCGAACUAGUUGCCGAAUUUGUGUCCUGUGCUAAGCGCACGCUGGCCAGGAUGCUGGUCAUCAUCAUGAGUCUCGGCUUUGGAAUUGUCAAACCCCGAUUGGGACCUAUGUUGCAUCGGGUGGUGGGCAUUGGAACCCUCUACUUUGUGCUGGCCUGCGUGGAGAGCUAUUUGCGUAUCACCAAUGUGAAGACCGAUCGCAGUGAGCUGCUGGUGGCCAGCAUACCUUUGGCUGUUCUAGAUACGGGAAUCUGCUGGUGGAUCUUUACCUCCCUGGUGCAAACCACUCGCACACUCAGACUAAGGAGGAACAUGGUCAAGCUGUCGCUGUAUAGGCACUUUACCAACACGCUGAUCUUUGCUGUUAUCGCUUCCGUAAUCUUCAUGCUUUUUGCCUUGCGUUUGCGUAGGAUCGAAAACUGUACGCCUGGCUGGCGUGACAUUUGGAUCGAUACUGGCUUCUGGCACAUUCUGUUUUCGGUGCUGCUGCUGGUGAUUAUGAUACUAUGGCGACCCACGAAUAACAAUCAGCGCUAUGCUUUCACACCAUUGCUGGAUAAUCCAGAGGAUGAAGACGAUGAGGACGAAGAGGAUCAGUUUGUGGCCGAUGCGUAUGGUGUGAAAAUGCGCGGCCAAAAUGGAACGCCAAAGACGUCGACCAACUCGCGAAAUGCCACGAACAACGAGGAGGAUGACCUGCGCUGGGUGGAGGAGAACAUACCCUCCUCGAUGGGGGAUUCGGCCUUGCCUAUCCUAGACUCGGACGAGGAAAUCAUCAACACCAAGUUUGAGGUUUCGAAAAUGCAAUAAGCUGUGACAUUCGCUGGACCGAAGAGACUUUCUACGCAUAUUUUUGCACAUUCACACAUCUGCGUGUCACCAUCGCCAGCAGCAAAGCUAUGUAUUUUUUAUUUCUAUUCGCCAUCGAGGAGAGGGAAGCUUUACUGCUGCUGGACGGAAAAUUGCCGCGCUGCGCUGACAUAGACACAGAUCUUCCAAUUUUUCGAGACACAGUGUUUGUCCGGCCACGCCUUCUGAGAACCCGUGUAAAAUAUUGUAUGUACUUGUAGUUCCUUCUACGCGCACGUCCUCCCUCCUCUAAAUAAACCUAACUUAUUUAUAACACCUAGCCUAAGUUGUAGAUAAAACUACGCGACGAACCGUAACGCUUAAUUUAUAAACUUCGACUUCGAUUCUAUUGUUGAUCCCAUAAGUACACUUGCAUAUUUGUGUAUGAGCGAGUAAACUGUUGUCGCCUCAUUGUAUAUAGUUGGUAACACACACAAGAAAAGAAAAAAAAAACAACAGAAACUAUCUAUAUAAAUGUAUGAGUAUUAUGUAAUAACUAUGAUAAAAAGCGAAAAAUCUUUAACUUGAACUAUUUGCUGAUAACUAAAAUGAUUAAAAAGUAAUUGUCUAAGUAAGCACACAAUCACUGGCGUCACACACACACCUCAACGUAUUUAAAUAUAUUUUUAAUCAAAACGGUUUAAGAUUUUCAUAAAUAAAUGCAAUCGUAUCUUAAAGGUAGUCAUGAACCAA
Molecule: messenger RNA, 2372 nt
Organism: Drosophila gunungcola (fruit fly)
Lineage: Eukaryota; Metazoa; Arthropoda; Insecta; Diptera; Drosophilidae
Product: transmembrane protein 87A
Exons: 10
Coding region: 27-1640 (537 amino acids)
Biological process (GO): retrograde transport, endosome to Golgi
Cellular component (GO): membrane; Golgi apparatus
Source: RefSeq, a predicted model, not a curated record